Messenger RNA from Fusarium odoratissimum NRRL 54006, 1605 nucleotides. RefSeq lists its product as uncharacterized. Gene Ontology annotation, molecular function: sequence-specific DNA binding; DNA-binding transcription factor activity, RNA polymerase II-specific; zinc ion binding. The coding region runs from base 1 to 1605 and encodes 534 amino acids. NCBI's taxonomy places the organism in Eukaryota, Fungi, Ascomycota, Sordariomycetes, Hypocreales, Nectriaceae. The transcript is spliced from 5 exons. The record is from RefSeq and is a predicted model, not a curated record. Gene Ontology annotation, biological process: DNA-templated transcription; positive regulation of transcription by RNA polymerase II.
AUGAUCGACGAGCUUGAGCGAAAAGAGCAAGAAUUGCACAACAGGCUUCAAGAACUUGAGUCGGUCACAGUCGCCGACCCAGGCACCGUGGAUACCUCGAGUCCAGAUGACAGGCAUACUGUGAGAUCCAUAGCAGCGUCAUCACCCGCUACACGCGAGGGAGCCAGCUUGAGCUUCAUCGCACACCUAUUCUCAGACGCAAAUUGGAGAAAGUCGCAUGCCACGUUGCUGAGAACACUGGCAGAUGCGCCCGGUACCGAUGAAGUCUCGAUAGCCCCAUGCUCUUUGCCAUCCGCAGUAGAGACACAGAUGUUGUUCGACAAAUACUUGAGUUGGGCGCACAUACAAAACCCAUUUCUCCUCCGUAGAAGUGUCUGGGCACUGCAUCAACGCCUCUUCAAUGGUCAGGGCACUUCCACGAAAGCAACUAGCCAUGACCUGUUCAGAGCUUUCAUGAUUUGUGCCAUUGGGGCAGUUCUGCCUUACCGCAACAAGCUACACCAUCGCCAUCCAGAAGCAUACUAUAAUGCAGCUCUACAACACCUGGGUGCCGAAUUUCUGACUCGGGGCCUAGAUUCUGUUCAGGACUUAUUGCUGAUAUGUAGAUUUGGCAUCUACCAUCCCAUUGGCACUUCCAUUUGGGACGUUGUUCGGCUUUGCGGACGCCUCUGUAUUGAACUUGGGCUCCAUAAUGGUACCGAUAUCCGAGGCGAUCUACUACAAACACAGCUCAGAAGGAGAAUAUUCUGGCAAUUCUAUUUGAUCGAUCGGUACAGCUCAACAACUCUGGAUCGUCCAUUUUUGAUCGACGACGCGGAUAUCGAGACAAAGUUUCCAGUUGAAGUUAGCGACGAGGAACUCGAAGCCGCCAGUCAGGAUGUUCAAAGCCUCGAUUCCUUGAACUUUACUCGCGAGCCUAAUGUGCAGAAUGAAAUGACCGUCUUCUUCAUCUCUGUGCGGCUGAGACAGAUAUCGUCACAUAUACAGACCGAGUUCUCCAAGCUGCGGCGGAAGAUCUCCAAUACCAGGUCGAAGCACUUACUCGCGGGUCACGUCCAUGUUGUCAUGACGAACCUGUUAAGGGAAUUGAAAGACUGGAGAAACAGAAAUCCCAUCAUACAAGAGCCGAGUUGUCUCUACGAAACACAAGAGUGGUAUGACUUGCUAAUUGCCCGCGAGAGAUUAUCUGUCCUCCGUCGCGCAAUUGAUCUAGUCCCAAAAGUCAAUGGAUCUCCAUCAAAAGAGAUCUUGACAGUCUUUCUCGGAUCUGCGCUGGAGACUAUUGAGAGAUAUCACAUCAUAUGUCAGAAACGAGAGAUGAUGACACAUACACGAAGCUACUUCCAUAUGCUCUUCACGGCUGGGUUGUCGGUCAUGUACUGCAUAUCUGUAUCCAAGAAGAUUACUCAGGAAGACAUGCGCGCAUCUUAUCAAGGUCUGCUCCGUUGCCAAGAGCUAUUGAAUAGCGUCGCACGACAACUCCCGGAUGCUAAAAGCUAUGUCUCCGUCUUUGAAGCUCUGCACCGAGAUGUAUCACAAAGGCUAUGGCCCAACGUGCGAGAUAUGUCUUUUCUCUCCGGACCUCGGCACAAGUUCUUUACCUAA